AUGUCCGUCUUUUCAUUCUUCCUUCAUUUUUUCUGUCUUUCUUUCCUUUUGUUUUGUUUGUUUUUUUUUUGCUUUUCUGUCUAUUUUUUUUUCUUUGAUUUAUAUUCUUCUUUUCUUCAUGUUCUUUUUUCUGUCUUCUUUUACUUUUGUUUAUUUUUCUUUGAUUUCUAUUUCUCCUUUUGCUCUUUUACGUCUUUAUUUUCUUUCUUUCUUUCUUUCUUUCUUUCUUUCUUUCUUCUCAUGUUUUCUUUUUCGUGUAUUUAUUCUUUUAAUUCACCCCGUCUUCGUUCACGUCCCUCUUUUCUUUCUUUCUUUUUGCCUAGUUUCAUUCAUUCAUUCUUUCUUUCUAUGUCGCUUUUUAUAACAUAUUUUCCUUCAUUUUCAUUCGUAAUUUUCUUCUUUCAUCCUACCUUUUUUAUUCUUUCUUUUCAAUCGGCUCCCUUCUUUCUUUCUCUAAGAUACCUUUGUCAGUUCUUUCUCUCUUUUCCUUUCUUACUUUAUCUCUCUUUUAUUCACCAUUUUGUUUUAUUCAUUUGCAUCUCUUUUUUACCCUUUCCUCUCUCUCUUUCUUCUAUAUCCUCACUUGUUUGUUGCUGCAACUUGGCAUCUCACAUUCGGGAAAACCUGUAG
Molecule: messenger RNA, 630 nt
Organism: Acanthosepion pharaonis
Lineage: Eukaryota; Metazoa; Mollusca; Cephalopoda; Sepiida; Sepiidae
Source: the annotation of a GenBank genome assembly